UUAGCAUUUACUUACUUAACCCAAAUCAAAGCAAUGGGAAAAGGCUUCAGACUUGAGAUUUCCAAACUCAUUUCCUCCUUCAAAUCCUGCCGUUCAAAAGAUCCUUCCUCUCUACCAAAUAAUCCCGUCCCUUUAUCACAUGCGCACAAGCCUUCAAUUCGCGCCAUCCCCAACGACCUCCGCAAAGAGCGGCGGGAAUUCCGGUGGAGGAAAGAAGAGGAGUGGCACGUUGUCGCGGCGACCACAUCCCACGACAACAACAAACCCACACCUCGUCGGAAAAUCUCAAACUCCUCGCUGUACGAGGAGACUCUAGCCGCGCCGCCGGCGCCGGAAAAACGGAACCGCCAAACCAGAAAGAGUAAAAAAGUAGUAAAAGCCUCCUCCUCCUCCUCCUCCUCCUCCGGCUACGAAAAUCGAAUUGACGAAGCUUCUAGAACCCGGAGAAACUCCAGAAAGAAAUGCGGGGUGUUCAGGUCAUCGCCGGCGUCGGAAAGCGAGAUGCCGGCGAGGCUAUCAGUGUUCAAGAAGCUGAUACCGUGCAGCCUGGAGGGGAAGGUGAAGGAGAGCUUUGCGAUGGUGAAGAGAUCGAAGGACCCGUACGAGGAUUUCAAAGGAUCAAUGGUGGAGAUGAUUUUGGAGAAACAGAUGUUCGAGAAGCAGGAUUUGGAGCAGCUGCUACAGUGUUUCUUGUCUCUGAAUACGAGGCAGUACCAUGGAAUCAUCGUCGAGGUUUUCUCCGAGAUCUGGGAAGCAUUGUUUUGUACUAACAAUAAUAAUAAUAGCAGCGAUGAAAAUUCUGAAGGCUCAUGGAUGUCGUCCGGUAAUCGCCGCAAACGGGCUGUUUGCUAGGCAUGCUUACCACUUGUAACGAGAAUUAUAGAGAGCAAUUCUAAGUUAAGGAGUAUUAGAUUAGCUCAAAACAAGCUUAUCCUAAAACUCUUUAAACACAUCUUAAUCUUUAAGAAAUUAGUUAGUUAGUAAUUUAAGAAAUUAUGAAUAUUCAGCAUUAGUUAUA
Messenger RNA from Ipomoea triloba (trilobed morning glory), 1018 nucleotides. Its product is annotated as transcription repressor OFP7-like. The transcript has a single exon. NCBI's taxonomy places the organism in Eukaryota, Viridiplantae, Streptophyta, Magnoliopsida, Solanales, Convolvulaceae. The coding region runs from base 34 to 852 and encodes 272 amino acids. The record is from RefSeq and is a predicted model, not a curated record. Gene Ontology annotation, biological process: negative regulation of DNA-templated transcription.